UCAGUGCCUCUUGUGUUUCGCACGUGAAACGUGUUAAGCGUACUGGUUCAGCGCUGAUCAGUUUUGCUCAAUAUAAAUUGAUUAUCUCGAUCAGUACGAGUAUUCAAUCAUGGCGACAACCAAGGUCGAUAAUCCUGAAAAACCAGGACAGGAACUCACUCCCAUUCAUCGAAUUAGAAUCACACUCACGUCUCGCAAUGUUCGUUCUCUUGAGAAAGUUUGUGCAGAAUUAAUAAAUGGAGCCAAGAAACAGAAACUGAAAGUCAAGGGACCUGUACGCAUGCCCACAAAAGUACUGCGAAUAACAACCCGCAAAACACCUUGUGGUGAAGGUUCGAAGACAUGGGAUCGCUUCCAGAUGCGGAUUCACAAACGUGUUAUAGAUUUGUAUUCACCUUCAGAGAUCGUGAAGCAAAUCACCAGCAUAUCCAUUGAGCCUGGUGUAGAAGUGGAAGUAACAAUCGCUAAUGAAUAAACGCUAUAAUUGAAACUAAAGUUUUAAUAAAGAUAUAAAAGAAAGCUAAA
Linepithema humile (Argentine ant) is the source of this 525-nucleotide messenger RNA. It is a transcript of the gene RpS20, whose product is annotated as ribosomal protein S20. The record is from RefSeq and is a predicted model, not a curated record. Gene Ontology annotation, molecular function: structural constituent of ribosome. Gene Ontology annotation, biological process: translation. Lineage: Eukaryota; Metazoa; Arthropoda; Insecta; Hymenoptera; Formicidae. Gene Ontology annotation, cellular component: cytosolic small ribosomal subunit; ribosome.